This is a messenger RNA of Cuscuta europaea, 3758 nucleotides long. The record is from the annotation of a GenBank genome assembly. Lineage: Eukaryota; Viridiplantae; Streptophyta; Magnoliopsida; Solanales; Convolvulaceae.
UGAAGAUAAAAAACAAAAGUUCAUUGUUUAACCGAGAGACAAGAAUACAAUUCCCAAGUCGUUUCCGACUCCCAGUCCCGAGUCCCAAGCCCGCUAAUUCCAACCACCCCCUUUCUUCUAUUCCCAGCCUACCUUAUUUAUUCAUUCACUCAUGGGCCAGCCCACCUCCACUUAGUUAUAAGACCUACACCCCUUUUAUUACAAAAUAUUAAGACUUAAUAAUAUUCUUAGGUCUCUAUCAUCACUCCCCCUUUGACAAACACCUUGUCCUCAAGGUGGGAAGUGACUGAGUAAGAAAUAGCUAUGCCAUUAUGCUUUAUCCUCGCUCCUCUGCCUUCCCAGUACUUCAGCUCGUAUAGUUUUCUUCGUUUUGAUCUCCAUUCAAUCUCUGUGUCCACAUAGUGAUCCUUUUGGCCACAGUUGUUACCUCCAUCCCUUCCCAAAGUCUGAUCUCGUACAGAAUCUCCCAUGAAGAACACAUAAUCAUCUUCGGGACUGUAAGUCUCAGUUUUCGAAUCAGCACCCGAGGAAGGUAAGAUAGAACUCAGUACACAGCCUCCCGACCUACUCCAUGUGCCUAAGACUUCUCCCAGCCUCUGCCUCUCCAGUUGUAUCAACAUCUUCCCAGGAACAAACUCGAUCCUUUCAUAUUCUAUGGAGGCCAGGGCACAACAUGCUGCCUCAUAGAGAGCAACAACAACCCGCUUACCAAAAUUUUCCUCAUGCUUCUCAACUAUUUGCUCAAUCAACCUCUUUAACCUUUCCACAGCUUGAUUCAUAAAGUCCAGGUCUACUUGGAUUGUAUUACACUGGUAUUCGAGAGUGAACCUAUCAGCAAUUUCUGUGAACCCUUCCUUCUUCCAUGGAUUGGCUGUCUCCUUUUCCAUCUCCGUUUCAAUCAUUGCAGAUUUGAGCAAGCAGAAUUCUUCUUCAUUUGCUUGAAUCUUUGCAGUGAUAGAUUUGAGAGGAACUUGGUGUCUGCUUAGAUGGGCAUCUCCCUGAAGCUUCCUGACUCUUCCAUUUUCCCUCCACUUAAUAGUGAGCUGGUUGAAAUUAAAUUCAACAGUUCCCAAUCCAGAUAACCAUUCUAAUCCCAAAACCAUCUCUAUUUCUCCCAAUUCUAAGACAUAGAAGUCUUGAAUGAUGUUAGUCUGUUGUAUGUUAAUAGAAACAGCUUCACAUCUCCCAUCAUUUCUGAUUAGGUCCCCAUUUCCUAUUUCCCUUUUAUAUUCUGGGAGCUGGUGGACAGAUACUCCUGCUGUUUGAGCUACCCUUUGAGAUAUAAAAUUGUGAGUAGCCCCACAAUCAAUUAGAAUGAUAAUAUCUUUAGUCGUUCUGCCACUUGUUAAUUUCCCUUUCACUCUGAAAGUCUUAGGGACUGUGAUUCCUUCUUUGUUCAUGGAAGACAGCUGCAUAUUAGAGGUGCCUGCUUCUUCCCACUUUGGACUAAUUGCCAUUGUACCAGGUCUCUUUUUACCAAUGCAUGAAUUUUCUGGCCAUUGGAUAAUCUCUCCUUGCUCCUCGGUUUCGUCCUUCUUAUUCAGUUUCUUGAUUACAGAUUCCGUUGGCUCCAUCUCAGUUUUAUUUAUUGACUGGGGUGAUUCUUUCGCAGGUUGAGAAACUAGUGAACUCAUCAAUCCUGAUAGUGAAGAAUCUGGUGAUUGCGAGUUGGGGUUUUCUACUUGCAACCAUUUUUUAGAAUGGUAAUGCGAAGACCUCGAUGACUCUGGUUUUGCUGUCUUCCCUGUCUUCUGCCGGUGUCUAGGUGAAAAAUCCCUAAUCAAAUCUUUUUUUAAAGCCUCCCAACUAUCUUCUCUCUUUUGAAAGUCCCACCAUUGAAACCAGCCAUCUGCAGCUUCCCCCAUUGCCUUUGCUGCAAUGUCUACUUUAAAUCUUUCUGCAAUAGCUUGGACUCGGAAAUAUCUUUCCAUCCUCCCUAUCCAUGCGUACGCUUCAACCUUGUGGAAUAGAGGUAAUUCCUCUGUCUUUGACCUAGCUCCGACUUCAUCGCGAGUCUUCCUCCCAUCAUCGCUAGUCUUCCGCGCUUCAUCGCGAUUCUUCCCCACCUUCUCGCUGUUUCGUUCCAAUUUGCGCAAACCAGAUGCGGACAGUUCUGACCAUCGAUGUUCUUCGCGUAAACCAUAGCGCUUCUCCAUGGUUCCAGGCGUCGAUUGCUCUGAAGAAGACGAAGAAGAUUCACUACUGUCCAGUCUCUUGCUUCGCUUUGUUGUUUUGGACCUUCCGCGCGACUCGCCUCGCUGCGAUAUGAAUUCGCGCAACUCAUCGCGAGUUCGCUGAGCUACUUUGCGCAUCUCCUCGCGCAUGCGCGACGUCUCUGUGCGGCUAUUCUCCAGCUCACGUUCCACAUUCUCCAAUCGCGCUUCCAUCAUUCCUCUUGUGGUGACCAUGUACAGGUAAAAGAUCGUUGCUCUGAUACCAAUGUUAGGUUAUCGGUAAUUCAACAGUAAUUCUGAGCUCAAAAAUGGCGAUGAAGAUAAAAAACAAAAGUUCAUUGUUUAACCGAGAGACAAGAAUACAAUUCCCAAGUCGUUUCCGACUCCCAGUCCCUAGUCCCAAGCCCGCUAAUUCCAACCACCCCCUUUCUUCUAUUCCCAGCCUACCUUAUUUAUUCAUUCACUCAUGGGCCAGCCCACCUCCACUUAGUUAUAAGACCUACACCCCUUUUAUUACAAAAUAUUAAGACUUAAUAAUAUUCUUAGGUCUCUAUCAGUAUCCCAGUUGCAACCGUUGCUAUAAAAAAUGCAACCAAUGCUGGUCUGCUAGCAGUGAGAUUAUUAGGGAUCAGUGACAUGAAACUGCAAGCAAGAAACAAAACUCCAUUGCCAUUUCUUGAUUUGUCCCAGAAACAAAACCCAGACAACUGACAGAGCUCCAUUGGCAUUUCCUGCGGGUGAACCCAAAUUUCUUGAUGUGGCCGGAGCUCGCCCUCAAUACUUCGUAUGGAGUCCUGGAAAAGCCAUUCCUUUGCAAAGCUGGCAAACCGAUGCCCUGAGUUCAAACGUAAUAAACCUGACCUGUUUUCUAUAUAUGGAUUUCUUGACUGCUAUCCGGCCGGCAAUCUGUUUUAUUUACGCGGAGAACCAGGCCUUGCUCUUGCCAGCUUGCUCUUGCUCAUCAGCUUAUUGGAAGGGCAUUGGGAAUUCCUGGAGCUUCUAUUCAUUGAUAUGACAAACCAGAAAUGCGAAAACAAAGAAAGAUGGGUCACAUCACGUUUGUGGGGCCCUCGACGGGCAUCGUGGAAGCAAGACUAAGAUCUGCACUUGAAGAAAAUGUCAAGGAUGGCCUGUCUUAUGUUGCACCACGUGUCGGAAUCAUAAUGGGGUCUGAUUCAGAUCUUCCUGUUAUGAAGGGGGCUGCAAGAUACUUCAAGAUUUUGAUGUGCCCACAGAGGUAAGAAUAGUGUCCGCACAUAGGACUCCUGAGAUGAUGUAUUCUUAUGCUCUGUCUGCAUUAGGACGUGGUAUUCAUGUAAUAAUUGCUGGUGCUGGGGGUGCGGCCUACUUGCCUGGCAUGGUUGCUGCAUUGACUCCAUUGCCAGUCAUCGGAGUUCCAGUACGAGCCUCUGCUCUCGAUGGAAUGGACUCUCUAUUGUCCACUGUUCAGAGUUGCUUGAGAUGAUCGAGCAAGCAAUGCCAGGUUCGGAAGAUAUGCAAAAGAUGUAAUAAACUGGGGGUGGAAAGGAAGCUGGGCUAAAAGAUAUGCACAAAAUGUUUUCUUCAGGUCCAUAUCCAUAUAUA